GGAGUUGAGCAAACUAUCCCAUGUGUAAGGUACCACUUAGAUCCUCUGUCAACGUUGCUGAUGUUAGCAACAAGAUGUUAAAUUGUAAAUGAGAGGCAUAAACCACUGAGACAAUUACCCUAGAGAGAGAAACAAGAAGAUAAAUCAUAGAUUACUGUUAAAAUGUGAAAGAGAGAAGGACUGGAAGGGAGGCGGGAACAGGAAAAACAGAAAAAGGCAAAGGGUGAGAAUCACACUCACGCACAAGGAGACACCCGGAGAGAGAGGCGAAAGAGAGAAAAUGAGCCAUGCACUUAUCGAGCAGCAGGAAGAAAAGCUUCAAACAGCUGAUUUUUUCACUGCUUUCAAUCCCUGCCUGUCGUUUUGCUAGCACGCCAGAGGCUACUAUCUGUGCGUUAUCUUUAAGGAUGUGGAGCAAAGGAGAGUCAGAAGGGCUGCAGACUUUAGGAAUUGUGGUGGUGGUGUGCUCCUCCCUGAAACUUUUGCACUACCUUGGGCUAAUUGACUUGUCAGAUGAUAAAAUCGAAGAUGAGUUAGAAAUGACCACAGUAUGCUAUCGGCCUGAAGGACUGGAACAACUUCAGGCACAAACCAAUUUCACUAAGAGAGAACUUCAAGUGCUUUACCGAGGAUUCAAAAAUGAAUGUCCCAGUGGAGCUGUUAAUGAAGAGACAUUCAAACAGAUCUAUGCACAGUUUUUUCCACAUGGGGAUGCUAGUAUGUAUGCUCAUUAUCUCUUUAACGCUUUUGACACAGCACAGAAUGGAUCUGUGAAGUUUGAGGAAUUUGUGACAGCACUCUCCACUCUGUUGAGAGGAACAGUUCACGAAAAGCUACAGUGGACGUUUAAUCUGUAUGACAUCAAUAAAGAUGGCUAUAUAAACAAGCAGGAAAUGAUGGAUAUAGUAAAGGCAAUUUAUGACAUGAUGGGCAAAUACACCUACCCAGUGCUGAAAGAAGAUGCUCCAAGGCAGCAUGUAGAAGUAUUCUUUCAGAAAAUGGAUAAAAACAAAGAUGGUGUUGUAACUUUGGAUGAGUUUAUUGAGUCAUGUCAGGAGGAUGACAAUAUCAUGAGAUCCUUACAGCUGUUUGAAAAUGUCAUGUAACCGCAGGAAGAACAGCGUAGGAAUCUGAGACUUUGUAUGUAACGAGAACCUGAAGAAAAUGAGUCAAGAUUUUUUUCCUCCCUGCCACCUUUCUUGAUGAAAGCUUUUUACUACUUGGACAUGCUCAGCGUGCAAGGAUUUUGUAUGCCAUCGCAAACUGAGCUGUGUCUCUGAAUGCAACAAACUCCAUCUCGCCUCCCUCGAGAGACACUGACUUAGAAUUUAUUUCAUUUAGAACCAUGCUAAUAAAAAGCUGGCCAGAGAGACCUGCUGCUUAAAGUUUAAUCCGUUCUUGAAGUUUAAAUGAUUAAAACAAUAUUCAGUGUUCUGUUUGCUAAUCACAAAACUUUCAGCUGCUUGUGCUAUAGCAAACUGGAUU
This is a messenger RNA of Euleptes europaea (tarantolino), 1485 nucleotides long. It is a transcript of the gene KCNIP1, whose product is annotated as potassium voltage-gated channel interacting protein 1. The record is from RefSeq and is a predicted model, not a curated record. Lineage: Eukaryota; Metazoa; Chordata; Lepidosauria; Squamata; Sphaerodactylidae. Gene Ontology annotation, cellular component: voltage-gated potassium channel complex. The transcript has 8 exons. Gene Ontology annotation, biological process: regulation of potassium ion transmembrane transport. Gene Ontology annotation, molecular function: calcium ion binding; transmembrane transporter binding; potassium channel regulator activity. Bases 288 to 1106 code for a protein of 272 amino acids.